Messenger RNA from Hermetia illucens (black soldier fly), 1087 nucleotides. RefSeq lists its product as uncharacterized. Bases 558 to 1064 code for a protein of 168 amino acids. The record is from RefSeq and is a predicted model, not a curated record. Lineage: Eukaryota; Metazoa; Arthropoda; Insecta; Diptera; Stratiomyidae. The transcript has 5 exons.
UUUCAACCCAAGAUCACCCAAGUAAGGAAUGCUCUAUCAUCAUGAAAACCGUUGCCAGUCGUUGAAGGAAUGAAAAAGGAUAUGUUGAGCCAAGUCGAUGUGGACUUUUUUGACACCGAAAUAUUCAUCUAUUCACAAGUCUUGAGUGAGUGUGCGAGGAUUUUAAAAAAUGCUGGGUACAAUGACAUGUUGGCUGCAAGAAUGAUUUACCAAUCAACGGAACCACGCAAGGUGAUAGCGUUUGAAGAUCUGAAGGAGCUUGGAUAUUUCAUGUUUCCAAGAGUAAUUCCCAAUGAGGAUGAUACUAAAUUAAUUUUCUCCAAACUGGGACAAUACCAUGCGGCUACAUUCAAGUUAGCGGCAGAGGGCCACAAAGGCCUCAAGCGCAAAGGAGGAAUUUUCAAUUUAGGUGACAUGGAUAUUUUGGGCUUCUUCCGAGACACAUUCUCCUUUUUCAAGGAACUAGUGGUAACAUUGCCUGGUUUUGAGGAAGCUUCAGAAAAACUCGGUAAAAUUUCGUUUGAUAAAAUUCGUGAAAAAAUGCAAACAAGUUGUCAAUGAAGCCUGGAUCUUACGAACUUCUUAAUCAUGGCGACUAUCAUGUCAAAAACAUGAUGUUUAAGGGCAAAAAUGGAGUAGAUGUUUCAGAAAUCGCCCUGAUUGACUUCCAAAUAUGUCACUGGGGUUCGCCAGCCUUUGAUCUUGUUUAUAUCUUAGCCGGUAUCCAGCCUGGUCUGCGUUCAAACGCUUGCCAGUAUUACUUCGAUACAUUCAUCGAUGUCCUGAAGAAAUCUGGUUGCGACGAGCCGCUACCUACAUUUGAACAACUGCAGAAAGAUUUGAAAUCUUACCGAAGUUUGGAUUUAUUUUUUCUGGCAACAAUAGCAUCAGUUCUUUGUGCAGAUAGAAACAAAAUGAUGAAGGACGAUCUGGAGACUCAAUUUAAGAAUCCAAAUUUGUUGAAAAUAUUUUAUCGCCAACCUGAUUACAUUUCGUUUGUGAAAGAAUUACUCCCAGUUCUGUUACAGGAAGGUGUUCUAGACGAUCUUAUAAAUUUUGAGUAAAGGCUUUACCAGUCACCAUUUAA